Messenger RNA from Liolophura sinensis, 1534 nucleotides. Its product is annotated as proteasome subunit beta type-3. Gene Ontology annotation, biological process: proteasome-mediated ubiquitin-dependent protein catabolic process. The record is from RefSeq and is a predicted model, not a curated record. Gene Ontology annotation, cellular component: cytoplasm; proteasome core complex; proteasome core complex, beta-subunit complex. Lineage: Eukaryota; Metazoa; Mollusca; Polyplacophora; Chitonida; Chitonidae. Bases 102 to 719 code for a protein of 205 amino acids. The transcript has 6 exons.
AUGAUUUCGCAGAAAAGAAAGCGGUGUGAAAAGCCGCUUGACACUGACAGUAACAGGAAUUAAGUCUAAUCUUUGAUUGGACGUGAAACUAAGGCAUCAUCAUGAGUAUUAUGGACUAUAACGGUGCGGCUAUCAUAGCCAUGAAGGGGAAGAACUGUGUUGCCAUUGCCUCUGAUCGAAGGUUUGGAGUCCAAGCUCAGACCAUCAGUACAGACUUUGACAAGAUCUUUGAGAUGGGACCACGUCUGUAUAUCGGCCUUGCUGGUUUGGCCACAGAUGUUCAGACAGUUUCUCAACGCCUAAAGUUCAGAUUAAAUCUCUAUGAAUUGCGAGAAAAUCGGAGGAUAAAACCGAAGACCUUCAUGAGCAUGGUGUCCAAUUUGCUAUAUGAAAGGAGGUUUGGACCAUACUUUGCUGAGCCCGUUAUAGCAGGUCUUGACCCUAAGACUCAUGCUCCAUACAUAGCCUCCAUGGAUUUGAUUGGCUGCCCAAUGGUGACGGAUGACUUUGUCGUCAGUGGGACGUGUUCAGAGCAGAUGUACGGCAUGUGUGAAUCUCUCUGGGAGCCCAAUUUGGAGCCAGAUGAUCUUUUUGAGACGAUAUCCCAGGCAUUGUUAAAUGCUGUGGACAGAGAUGCAGUGUCUGGUUGGGGGGCCAUAGUUCACAUCAUUGAACAAGACAAGGUAACUACAAGAACGCUGAAGGCUCGAAUGGACUAAUGGCUCUUUCAUGCCGCCAUUUUCCUGUUCCUGUUUCCAGCCAUUUUCCAGUUCAUCAACCAUUGUUAGACAUUUCUGCAGAUAAGCCAGACGAUGAUUAUGAGUCUGUCCUGAACAUUUCAAGGCUAUGUUUGAAAGAAAUGAGUGCUAUCAAAUUUCCUUACAGACCAGAUAAGAAGUCAAAAUAAACAUGAUGAUAUGUGGACUUCAGUCUUGUCAUGAUUGUUGUCGUGAUAAACAGGCUGCUAAAUUGGCGGUUAACAUCUGUUACUGAUUGAAUUGCUUAGUCUUAUGUGGAGGCAAACUCAAAGAAAUAAGACCUUUCCCCUCUGCUAUCUAACAGUCACCUAAGGAAACAUUUGUGAAGGCAAAUUUAUGUCCAUACAUCACAAUUCUGGAACACCAUCUUCGUGUUUUGUAUGAUUUCAUUGCAGUCAUCUUUGCACUUUGGUGCUGUCUGACAUGAAGUGCCCAAUUGCUUUGACACAUUGUCACUAGUUUGAAAUUUAAUAACUUACCUUAGCAAGUGUAAAGGAGACAACAAAGAAGACAUUGCAACAGACUUGUUUAAGUAAUAACAGAUUGCAGGGUUUCUUGGUCAUGUCGGUUUUGACGUCACUGUAUAGAGAUAUGUGCUCUGUCUGAUUUCAACAUGCCGGUUGUAAGGCUGUUACGAGGGAAACAUGUGACCUGUUGAGUGUUCAUACAAAUAAAGCUGUAACUGCCCGUUGGUCUUGAACCCGGAAUAUUCUCACAAUCAGCUGUCAUUCUCUGUAUAUAGUCAAACAUGGAAUAAAUACAUGUAUUUAAAAUUA